AUGCUAUGGCGGCAUUUGGAGCCGCUGAGGAAGAAGCGAGCCCUAGCGGCAGCGGCCGUGGACAUUCUUGCGCAGCGCAAUCCGGCGCCCAGAUCUUUGCCGCCAUGGCCGGAUCACGGCGGCGACCACGGCGGCGAUCGCCAGCAGCCUCGCGCCCAGGUGAAUGUCAUCCACAUCUUCGCGUCUCUCCUCCGGAAAUGCGACUCCCCAGCGGCGCUGGAGCACGGCAAGCGCAUCCACGCACAGCUGAUCGCGGCGUGCCCCCAAAAUCUCUCCCAGAAUCUCUCCCUGGCAGUGCUGCUCAUCAGAAUGUAUGGCAAGUGUGGCAGCCCCGGCGAUGCCAAGGCCGUCUUCGACGAUCUGUGCGGCAAGGACGGGAGAUUGGCAAGAGAGAUCUCGCUCUGGAACAGCCUCCUCACGGGAUUCGUCCACAAUCGCAAGAACAAGGAGGCGCUGAGGGUCUACAAGGAGCUGUGUGAUCGCGGCAAGGAUCUAGAUCUAGAGCCAAGCGCCGGGACAUUGGUCCAGGCGCUGGUGGCGUGCUCUAGCCUGCGUGAUCUCGGCACUGGCAAGGCGAUCCACUCGCGGGCGAUCGCGCUGGGCUGCGAUCGCCAGGUUGCCGUGGGCACGACGCUCAUCGACAUGUAUGCCAAGUGUGGAUGCAUCGAGGACGCGCGGCGGAUCUUCGAGAAGAUGGAGUCGCGGACGCUGGCGACCUGGAACGCGAUGCUCGCUUGCUAUGCCCAGAAUGGGCAUCUGGAGGAGACGAUGGGGCUCUACCGGAGGAUGGCGAUCGAGGGCGUCGCCGGCGGCGCGGAUGCGUGCACGCUCUCGAUCGUCCUCAGCGUUUGCAAGCUCGGGGAUGCGCGCCAGAUCCACGCGCGCGCGAUCGUGAGUGGAUUGGAAUCCCACGCGGUCGUGGGCACCGCGCUGGUUCGAUCGUAUGGGCGAUGGGGGAGCGUGGGCGAGGCGAUGGCCGCGUUUGAUCGAGUGGAGAGCAAGGAUGUGGUGUGCUGGACGGCGAUCAUGGCCGUGCUGGUCGCCCGGGGAUUGCCCGAUCGAGCAGUGGAGCUCUACCGGGGCGCGAUUGCGCGGGGCGUGGAGCCGGAUUGCUACACUCUCUCCACGAUCUUGGGCGCUUGCCGGGAUCUAGAGACCGGGCAGGAGAUCCAUCGCGUGGCCGCGGCUAGGGCUUGCGAUCGCGAUGCCGUCGUGGGCACGGCGCUGGUCGCGAUGUAUGGGCGAUGCAAAAGGAUCGACGAGGCCAAGAGGGCGUUCGAUCGGAUCCAGGGAAAGAAUGUGGUGUCCUGGAACGCGAUUCUAGCGGCGUAUGCCGAGGCCGGAUUGGAUGCCGGGGUGUUGGAGCUCUUGGAUUCGAUCGAUGUGGUGCCGGAUGUGCUCGUCUUCUCCAAAGCCCUAGCGGCGUGUGCCAGUCUCGGGGAUCUUGCCGUGGGGCGGCGGCUCCACGACUGGAUUGUCGUCCAGGAGCUGGAAUCCGAGACCACGGUGGAGAAUGGAUUGAUCAGCAUGUAUGCGCGGUGUGGGAGCUGGGAUCGCGCAAAAGCAGUGUUUGCUCGGCGCGCUAGGGACGAUCCGGUGUCCUGGAACGCGAUAAUCUCCGCGGCGGCGCGAUUCAAUCAGCUGGAUCUGGUGCUGGACCUUCUCCGGGAGAUGAGCGGCGAUGGCGUCGGCGCGGGCGAGAUCACAUUCACGAGUGUCUUGCACGCUUGCGCCCACGCCGGCGUGGCGGUGGAGGGCGUGGAGAUCUUCAAGCUCGUGGAGGAAUUUGGCUGCGAGGCGAUUCCGGAUCACUUCCACUGCCUGAUCGAUUUGUUUGGGCGGCUGGGGAUGAUGGAGGAGGCCGAGGCGCUCAUCGAUGGGAUGCCAUUCGAGCCGGAUCUGGUGGCGUGGACGAGCUUGGCUGGGGCUUGCAAGCUCCACCGGGAUCUCGAUCGCGCGGCUCGCUGCGCUGAGAAUGUGGCGGCGCUCAACACGCGAAUCUCUGGGCCUUUUGUUCUUCUUUGCAGCAUCUGGAACGAUCCCGACGAAGAGAUUCUCUCUUGAGGCGCGCUUGCGAGUUUAAAAUGGCCAUAAACCCUAUUUUCUUUUUGCAUUUGCGGGGAGAAAGGAAGAAGAUGGGAGCGAGGCUGUCAGCUGGUAAUGCUGCUUCUUCCCAGCGAAUUUCUGGAAUCGCCUUGCAGGAUCAAGCGCCGACGCUCAAGAGUCGACCGAUCGAGGCAGCGACAUCGACAGGAAGAAGAUCUCAACUGGUAAUGCCGCUUCUUCGCAGCGAAUUUCUGGAAUCGCCUUGCAGGAUCAAGCGCCGACGGUCAAGAAUCCACCGAUCGAGGCAGCGACGUCGACAAGUCAACUGGAUCAAGCGCCAACUCUCAAGAAUCGACCGAUCGAGACAGCGGCAUCGAAA
Selaginella moellendorffii is the source of this 2425-nucleotide messenger RNA. RefSeq names its product pentatricopeptide repeat-containing protein At2g33680. Lineage: Eukaryota; Viridiplantae; Streptophyta; Lycopodiopsida; Selaginellales; Selaginellaceae. The transcript has 2 exons. Bases 1 to 2064 code for a protein of 687 amino acids. Gene Ontology annotation, molecular function: protein binding. The record is from RefSeq and is a predicted model, not a curated record.